AAUAAUCGUAUGCUAUGUAGAUAAAUUUAUUCUAAACGCAACAAUAGGGAAAAUAACAGCAAAAUGUAACACACGGACAUUGAGUUUGCCCAAAUCAAUGAUGGCCGCCUGGGCGCCCUGACAGAGAGGGCGGGAUUAGCUAUAAGCAGCGAUCAGCAGUGGUUUUCAUCCUGAGAUGGAAUACAAUGGAAGCCUGCCUGGUGUACUUAUACAGGAGAUCGGAGUACAUUGUGGUGUUUUGGAAGAACAUGUUGAUUAUUUACAAAAGCAAUUUACUCUAAUUACAAUGAAGGAAUUUCUAGAGAAGAAGCAGGAGUUGGCAGAAAAAAUUUCAUGCAUCUAUGUUUGGGGCUGCAUGCCGAAAGUUGAUUAUCACCUUCUCCAUAGCCUUCCUAACCUUAAAAUAGUUGCAAAUGGAGGAGUAGGCAUUGACCACUUAGACCUGAAGUUGAUUUCCAGCUUUGGAGUAAAAGUGACCAACACACCUAAUGCUGUCUCUAAUGCCACUGCUGACAUGGCAAUGAUGAUGCUUCUUGCAUCCGCCAGGAAUUUUCUUCAAGGUUACCAGGUAGCAGUAUCUCCAGAAACAAAGUGUUUUCCAUUUAACUGGUAUGCAGAAGAAGUUACAGGGGCUACGCUUGGCAUUGUUGGAAUGGGGAGGAUUGGAUAUAAGAUUGCACAAAGAGCCAGAGGUUCUGAAAUGAAGAUUCUGUAUUACAACAGGAGUCGAAGGAUAAAAGACGAGAAGUCAGUGGAUGCCUCAUACUGUGAAAACCUGUCUGAUUUGCUGCAGCAAUCUGACUUUAUAGUACUGGUUGUGCCUUUAACAAAAGAAACUAAAAAAAUGAUUGGAAAAAAGGAACUUCAACAGAUGAAACCAUCAGCCACUCUUGUAAACAUCUGCAGAGGGGGGGUUGUUGACCAUGAUGCCCUGGUUGAAGCCUUGAAGCAUGGAGUGAUCAAAGCUGCAGCGUUAGAUGUUACUGACCCAGAACCACUGCCCAGAGAUCACCCACUGCUGAAGCUCCACAAUGUAAUCGUAACACCUCACAUGGGAAGUUCUACUCGGGCCACCCAACGUCUCAUGAUGAAGGAUAUGGUUCAAAGCAUGAAUGAUGCCAUCGCCGGUCGUCCAGUUUUUAAUGAAGUCAUUGCAAAUUGAGUAUCCAUCAUCUGGGUUUCAACUUUCGAUCCCUUACCGUCCUAUUUUGUAUCCAGUACAAUUAAACAUUGUAUGGUAAAGGAAAAUAAAAUAAAGCUGACAAGUUAAAUACA
This is a messenger RNA of Pelobates fuscus (common spadefoot toad), 1275 nucleotides long. Its product is annotated as glyoxylate/hydroxypyruvate reductase B-like. The record is from RefSeq and is a predicted model, not a curated record. The coding region runs from base 176 to 1162 and encodes 328 amino acids. Lineage: Eukaryota; Metazoa; Chordata; Amphibia; Anura; Pelobatidae. The transcript is spliced from 6 exons. Gene Ontology annotation, molecular function: oxidoreductase activity, acting on the CH-OH group of donors, NAD or NADP as acceptor; NAD binding.